Molecule: messenger RNA, 1005 nt
Organism: Wyeomyia smithii (pitcher-plant mosquito)
Lineage: Eukaryota; Metazoa; Arthropoda; Insecta; Diptera; Culicidae
Product: carbonic anhydrase 13-like
Exons: 2
Coding region: 1-1005 (334 amino acids)
Cellular component (GO): cytoplasm
Molecular function (GO): zinc ion binding; carbonate dehydratase activity
Source: RefSeq, a predicted model, not a curated record
AUGAAUCUAAUUAUAUGUCGGUGGUUGCUGAUCAUGUUUGCCACUGAGGCAACAUUAGCCAAUAAUAAUUCAAGAACCCGCAGCUUCGCUUGGUACAAUCGCGAAUACAACUUUGCAAACAAGACUCAGCAGCAACAUUACAACUAUUAUGAGUCUGCUAGAAACCUACGAGCAGCACCAAAUAUAUUCACCACAAAAGAUAUGUUCCAUCAUGACAGCAGCCAUUCGGACGUUCAAAGCUUUUCCUAUCUCGAGGAACACGAAUUUGGUCCAUCGAAUUGGGGCGUCCUGAAUGCUAACUGCAACGGCCUGUACCAGAGUCCGGUUAAUUUGGCACUUAAUCGAUCACGGAUUAUUUACAAGAAACGUCCUCUGCAGCUUAUGGGUUUGGAAAAUCAACCCAAAAGUUUAACCGUUUUAAACGAAGGUGGAUCAGCUGCUUACUUUCUCGAGUUCCGAAAGGAAAACCGUCCGCGACUUCGGGGAGGUCCGCUGCCGGUAGAUUACUUGUUCUAUCAGUUUCAUUAUCAUGUAGGAUCAGAACAUUCACUCGAGGGAAAACUGUCAGCCGCGGAAGUUCAUCUAGUAUUCUACAACAGCCUUUAUGAAACUUUCGAAGACGCACGCGAUCAGAUAGAAGGCCUUGCAGUGAUAGCAUUGAUCUACGACGUACUAGCAAAAGACCGCAUCCAGACUUUGAACAAGUGGACUCGCUUCCUUGAUAGUGUCGUGGAUGAGGGUCGUGAAUAUCGCGCACCAGCGGCUAGGGUUUUCACACUACAAGAUGUUAUACCGAACACUAAAUGGCCAUAUUUUUCCUACGAAGGUAGCCUAACAACACCGCCCUGCACGGAAACGGUCCGCUGGCUGGUUGCCACCGAACGAAUGCCAUUAACCAAAAGUGAGCUGAAGAAAAUGCGCCAGCUUAAAGGCAGGGGCGCCGAAUGGGUUAAAAACUCUCGGCCCACCCAGGCGCUCAACUACCGAAGGGUGCUGUUAUACUGA